Centropristis striata (black sea bass) is the source of this 2652-nucleotide messenger RNA. It is a transcript of the gene maptb, whose product is annotated as microtubule-associated protein tau b. Gene Ontology annotation, biological process: microtubule cytoskeleton organization; neuron projection development. Gene Ontology annotation, molecular function: microtubule binding. The transcript is spliced from 11 exons. The record is from RefSeq and is a predicted model, not a curated record. NCBI's taxonomy places the organism in Eukaryota, Metazoa, Chordata, Actinopteri, Perciformes, Serranidae. Bases 1 to 1740 code for a protein of 579 amino acids. Gene Ontology annotation, cellular component: neuron projection.
AUGGUAACCGCAGCCUCCUCUACCAGCAUGCACCGGGCGGAGCGCCCCCUGACGGAGCGGUGGCAGGUGGAGGCGCAGCAGCAGGGCGGAGUCGCAGACAGACGGACGGACCAGCCAGGAGGAGUGAUGAUGGAAGGAGACGCAGCUCCCCUCGUAGAUGGUUUUGCCCCUGAGGAGCAGUGCAUGCUGGGAGACCUCCACUCUGUCUGUUCUCUGGAAAAACUCCCAAAUGGAAGCAGAGUGAAGGAGGAGGAGGUGGAGCAACAGGAAGGAGGUGAACUGAUAAUGAGGAGGUCUGAGGAGCAGCCAGAGAGGAGAAAUGAGGAGGAGAAAUCCAUGAUGAACAAACAGGAGCAGCUAGGUGACAAGGAGACAGAGAGGGAGAGCCCCUGCUCCUCCAUCACACCUCCUCCUGAUGAGAGAGGAGCAGAUGAAGAAGAGGAGGAAGUCAAACAGAAAGAGGAGGUGUUAGUUGAAAAGAAGCAGCUAGAAGCAGGAGCCAAAGAUGAGGAGUUGGAGAAGAAACAGAAGCAGCCUGAGACUCUCUGCUCCUCCAUCACACCUCCUCCUUUACAACAGGAGCAGGGAAGAGCUGACGAAGAGGAGGAGCAAGUCAGAGGAGAAGAACAGGAAGAAGAGGAGAGAGAAAAGGAAGACGAAAAGGAGGUGAUAAAGGAGAAACGAGUAAAUGUGACAGAUAAGGAGGAGCACCAUGCAGGAGGAGGUGCAGACACUCCUUGCUCUCCCCUCACACCUCCUCUAGAUGUAAGAGGAGCUGACAAACAGAAGGAGGGGCAGCAGGAGCCCAUCCCAGAGGUAAACAAAACAACCGCUCCCAGCAGUUCGGAGCCUACUGCUCCUCCUGCUCCUGCAGAUGAGGAGGUCCCUGCUGAUAAAACAAACGCUCCUCUGACCAACGGAGUCGACAGGAGGCGUUUGAUUUCAGGUCCUCCAACCUCCUCCUCUCCCAAACUUGCUCCUCCUCCUCAGAAAACAAGCGCUCCUCGAGCUAAACAGGCUGCCCCAGGCAGGAAAUCAGGCACUCCUCCUCCUCUGAAGAAAGAAAAAGCAGCUGUAAAAGAAACCACAGAAGAAGUUGUGAAGGCCUCCAGGUCAGCAGGAGGCGCCAGAGCAGCAAAGAUGAUCUCAGCCAAGAGUACAGAAUCUGUAGAUGGUGGUAGUCCAGGAAGUCGUUCUCCUGCCAGCCGAUCAUCGACUCCAAACAGAGACGUAAAGAAGGUGGCGGUGGUCCGGACCCCCCCCAGGUCCCCUGGCUCCGCCCGGGGCCGGACGCCCCCCCUCCCCUCUCACCCCAUGCCUGACCUCACCAACGUGAGGUCAAAGGUCGGAUCCACAGAGAACCUGAAACACACACCUGGAGGAGGCAAGGUGUCCAUGGUCAAUAAGAAGCUGGACCUGACCAAUGUGACCUCUAAAUGUGGCUCCAAAGCCAACAUCUCCCACAAACCAGGUGGAGGGCGGGUGGAGAUCAAAUCAGAGAAGUUGGAAUUUAAAACUGUUCAGUCUAAAGUUGGUUCUCUGGAGAACGUCACUCAUGUGCCAGGAGGAGGGAAGAAGAAGAUCGAGACCCAGAAGCUGACCUUCAGGGAGAGCGCCAAAGCUCGGACUGACCACGGCGCCGAGAUCAUUGUCCAGCCUGACGGCCUUAACACCGCUGAAGCCCCGCCCCUCGACCCGGCCGAACAGGUGACCGACUCCCUUGCCAAACAAGGCCUGUGAUUGGCCAACCCUGUGCCUGCAGACCCCGCCCCUUCCUGUUACCAAGAAACUACCUGACGGAAGAAAGAAAACAAAACAUGUCAUUUCCUCUAAACCUCCACCUGACAAACCAAAGAUUGGAGGGAUUUUAUGUCAGUCAGGUCACACGUCCUCUGGUUAGCCUAGGUUUGCAUAAAGAAUGGGAACACAGGGAAAUGGUUAGCUUAGCAUAAAGAAUGGAAACAGAGGGAAAUGGUUAGCUUGUUUUAGCAUAAAGAAUGGGAACAGAGGGAAAUGGCUAGCAUAGCUUAGCAUAAAGAAUGGGAACAGAUGGAAAUGGUUAGCUUAGCAUAAAGAAUUGGAACAAAGGGAAAAGUUAGCUUAGCAUAAAGAAUGGGAACAGAGGGAAAUGGUUAGCAUAGCUUAGCAUAAAGAAUGGGAACAGAAGGAAAUGGUUAGCUUACCUUAGCAUAAAAAUGGGAACAGAGGAAAAUGGUUAGCCUAGCUUAGCAUGAAGAAUGGGAACAGCUUAGCAUAAAGACCUGUUCCCUCUGUGUCCAGUCUUUGUGCUAAGCUAGGUUGAACGUCCUGGACGUGUCUCUGUACGUUGCAUGUUGAGGUCCUUGAAAAGGUCCUGGAGAAAGCUCCAAGUGAAGCUGAAUGCUGAAAGAAAAGUCAGAAAUCAGAAAACCUGAAAAAUAAAAACCUCCAUUAGCUCACACAAUCUCUAGAAACACGUCUUCAUUAAUUAAGAAAUUAAAAAAUCAGAAACAAGGGUAAUCCAUGCUAACCCAUGCUAACAGCCUGGACUGGUGUGUUAGUUUAUUAGCCUGUUAGCUUCUGAUAUAAAAUCCCUCCGAUCACAGACAGUCUGUCUCUAUGAUGUCAUUAUGAUGUCAUCAUCUCACCUGUUUCUGAAUGCCCCCCCCCCCC